AUGAACUCAUUCGAAUACAACAUCAACCCUAGCCGAGUCGUGUUUGGCUCAAAAAGCAUCAACAAACUACCCGAUGAGAUCAAGAGGCUUGAGAGCUCAUCACCAAUCAUCCUCACCUCAAAAGGAAACUCUGGAGAAUCACACGGAGAGUUGUUGGCCAAAGUUCUGGAAGAUGCCUCAAUCACUCCUGCCGGUAUUCUGAACAUGGCAGUGAUGCACACGCCCACAUCAGUCACCGAACAAGCCCUCCACUCGCUGAAAUCGCAAGAUGCCGAUUGUAUCAUUUCCAUCGGUGGUGGUUCCGUUGUUGGAUUGGGCAAAGCACUUUCAAUACGUACUGGACUGAAACAUAUCUGUCUACCCACAACAUACUCCGGCAGCGAGAUGACGCCCAUCCUGGGCGAAACCGACAAUGGCAAAAAGGUCACCCGCUCGGAUCCAAAUAUCCUUCCUGAUACUGUGAUUUAUGAUGUCGAUCUCACCCUCUCAUUACCGGUAACUAUCUGCUCGACCUCGGGCGUCAAUGCAAUUGCCCACGCAGUGGAAUCACUAUACGCCAAGAACGCCAAUCCGAUCACAAACAUGCUCGCCCUGGAAGGAGUCAAGACAUUAGCAGAAGCACUUCCUGCAAUCGUCCAAGACCCAACAGACAGAUCCGCUCGCGAGAAAGCUCAAUAUGGCGCAUGGCUAUGCGGCGUAUGUCUGGGUUCAUCGGCCAUGGCUCUCCACCACAAACUCUGCCACACCCUUGGCGGUUCCUUCGGUCUUCCUCACGCCGAGACACAUACUAUCGUGCUACCUCAUGCACUUUCGUACAAUGCUCCUGCUAUUCCUGAGCAGAUGGAGAAACUGGCGUCGGUGUUGCCUGGUAGUGAAGGCGAUGCGAUUGAGGGCUUGAAUGUUCUAUUGGAGAAAUUGGGGGUGUCUCGGGCAUUGAAGGAUUAUGGUAUGGAGGAGGAAGAUGUGGAUAAGGCUACGGAGAUUGCGAUGGGUGUGCAGUAUGCUAAUCCAAGAGCGAUGGAGAAAGAUGGUAUUAGGGAGCUAAUUCGUCGAGCGUGGGCUGGUGAGGCUGCAAGGGCUGAUCUAUGA
This is a messenger RNA of Aureobasidium pullulans EXF-150, 1089 nucleotides long. Its product is annotated as maleylacetate reductase. Gene Ontology annotation, cellular component: mitochondrion. Gene Ontology annotation, molecular function: alcohol dehydrogenase (NAD+) activity; metal ion binding; maleylacetate reductase activity. NCBI's taxonomy places the organism in Eukaryota, Fungi, Ascomycota, Dothideomycetes, Dothideales, Saccotheciaceae. The transcript has a single exon. The coding region runs from base 1 to 1089 and encodes 362 amino acids. The record is from RefSeq and is a predicted model, not a curated record.